This is a messenger RNA of Vanrija pseudolonga, 234 nucleotides long. RefSeq lists its product as uncharacterized. NCBI's taxonomy places the organism in Eukaryota, Fungi, Basidiomycota, Tremellomycetes, Trichosporonales, Trichosporonaceae. The transcript has a single exon. The record is from RefSeq and is a predicted model, not a curated record. Bases 1 to 234 code for a protein of 77 amino acids.
AUGACCACGACCACCACAACAGCACCAGCGCCGGCAGCGCCAAUACGACGCGAGCACGGCGACGAAAUCACGCUCGUGCCGACGCGCGCGUCCGCGUCUGGCGUGAGCGCCGCGCCGUCCAACAGCAACUUUUCGAGCUUCCGGGACCGCAUGAGCCGCGCGCUGAGCCCCGGACGGGCACCCGACGAGUCGACACGGCAACGGUCACCCUCGGCUGGGUUCUGGCGUGAGUAG